Molecule: messenger RNA, 1175 nt
Organism: Paramecium pentaurelia
Lineage: Eukaryota; Ciliophora; Oligohymenophorea; Peniculida; Parameciidae
Source: the annotation of a GenBank genome assembly
AUGAGUAAAACCACAUAAGGUUAAAAUAACAGUCAAUAAGAUUAUGGUAGUUUGAAUAAGAUUAGCAAUACAUAUAAGAUUAGUACAUUAAAAAAAGCAGUUAUAAAAUUAAGAGAAGAAAGACUUAAUUACUAAAAACUAUAUAAGAAUUAACAUAAAAGAAUAUUAAUUUAACUAAGGAAAAGACAGACUUAGUAAAAUAGUGAACUUAUAUUAAUUUAGGAUGAAAAAUACAAUUCUGUAAUUAUUGAAUUGCAAUUAUAAAUCUAAAUUCUCAACACUAACAAAGAUAAAACAAGAAAUACUCUUAUAAAUUAUAUUGGAUUACCUCAAACUCUUAUCUAAAAUGAUCCAUUUAAUAAUAAUGACAAUUUAACAAAUUAAAUAAAGCAACUUUAACAGUAUAUUUUAUAAAUAUAGUAAGAGAAUUAAAAUAAAAACAAGACGAUCAUGAAGCCCUAUUGUUGAUAAUUUAGAUAGCUUAUAAAGAAUUUGAAAGAGAUUAAAAAUAAAAAGAUUAUUAGAUUGAUAAACUUACAAAAGAAAGAGUAUUGAAGAUAAUGAAAGGGAUUUAUAUAAUAAGAUAAAAGAGUUAUCAGCAGAAAGAUUGUAAUUUUAAUUAAAAUUAAAAACAAUUGAAAAGAUUAUUUAAUAAUAGGAAGAUGAAACAAAAGUAUUAAAAAAAGGAUUAGAUGAUUGUAGAUUUAAAAUUGCAUAAUUAUUAAGUGAAUUAGAAGAAAUAAGUGGAAAGUUGUUAUAAUAUAAACUUACACUUAAUAAUUAAAUCUUGGAUAUUGAGUGCCUAUUUAUUCCGAGACAAAAUUUGUUUCAAGAAUAUAUUUUUGAACUUGAAACUUCUGCUUAAAGAUUUGUCUAUAAAGCAUGUAUGAUAACAGAUCUAAAAAUAAAAGAUGAUCAAUCAUUUUAUUUAACUAUUAAAUCUAGAAGUAGGGAUGAAGUAUUUAAGUUGGGUCAUGGAUAAGAUGUAAAAAAUGUGUAAAUAAAUUAAGUAUAAUAUAAUUUGAUUUUAGAAAUUUAUAAUAAAAAGCAUAGUAGAGCCUUGCACUUUAGCAGUAUAAUAUAAUUAAGAAUCCUAAAAAUAACAGUCUUUUUGGUGGAUUGAUAUCAAUAUUUGGAAAGACUAAUUCAAAGAAUGGAAAUAAUACUAAUAGUGA